Heterobasidion irregulare TC 32-1 is the source of this 838-nucleotide messenger RNA. RefSeq lists its product as uncharacterized. Lineage: Eukaryota; Fungi; Basidiomycota; Agaricomycetes; Russulales; Bondarzewiaceae. Bases 115 to 816 code for a protein of 233 amino acids. The record is from RefSeq and is a predicted model, not a curated record. The transcript has 5 exons.
CGUCAAAAACAUCGCUCGUUAUUUAAUAACAUAACAUAACAUAACAUAACCUCGCGUCGCGCCGCGUCGCGGCGGGCCGCUGCAUGGUUGUUCGAUGUCCCGCCGCAAUUCGAAAUGCCCGCACGCGCGAGUGACGAUCCGGUUCGCACGAUCCACCAAGCAGCGAACAAAGAACCUGCCCGAUCGCGCCUAGCAGCCGCCCUCUCCGUCUCCGUCUCCGCCACCACUGCAGAACCGCACACCGCGUGUCCGUUCCGCACUAUAUACAAGGCAGACAGCCCGCCAGCUCCUCUACGAACGCGUACAUGCCCCAGUCCCACGACCGGCCACUGCUCAGUGGUGCUCGGCUGCCACCGCCCACCACACCAUGCUCGCCCGAGCUAUCGUAGUAUCGACGACCGGACGACGACAGACCUGCGAACGCCGGCGGCCGACCCUCGGCAAUGCACCGCGAUCCGCUUCUGUGCGCGCAUGUGCACCCAUGUGCGUUGCAUAUGCAAGCAAGUGGCCCCCAGCACAGUACCAGCAUCGGAUGAGCGCGAGGAUAGGCUUCAUCCUAGCCAGAUAGUACCUACCUACCUACAUACCUACACAGCACCAGCAGCGCACCGAACACCAGAGCCCACGAGAGCCCGCCGUCGGCCCGCCACGGCCCGCCACAGACACACGCCGACCGACGCCGACCGGCACCACACCGGCCCGCCCGAUCGUGAUCGCCCGCACCCAGCUGUCCCUAGCCGCCCGCAUACCGCAUACCGCACAUUACAUAUAGGCCUAUAUAGACGCCCACCACACAUAGCCACCCACCACACAUAGCCACCCACCGCCGCCGCACACC